Messenger RNA from Doryrhamphus excisus (bluestripe pipefish), 2457 nucleotides. It is a transcript of the gene maza, whose product is annotated as MYC-associated zinc finger protein a (purine-binding transcription factor). Gene Ontology annotation, biological process: regulation of gene expression. The record is from RefSeq and is a predicted model, not a curated record. Gene Ontology annotation, cellular component: nucleus. Lineage: Eukaryota; Metazoa; Chordata; Actinopteri; Syngnathiformes; Syngnathidae.
GUGGAGAGCCUGGUGCAAAGUGUUGUCAUGCCGGGUGGGGAGGUGAAAUGCGGCGUGACAAGCAGCCGAACCUCAAGCAUGAGACUUCGCGGACGGACUCCGGCGUGAGCUGAUCCCGGUCCAGCUGUUGACUGCGCGCAUCGUUGCCUUUAAGAUGCGGCGGACGGAGGCUUGUGCCGCCUAAAGCGACACCAUUUUACCAAGCGUCCGGCUCGGCCCGGUUACCGGAGGACCACCCGGUGCUGUUUGUUGUCGACCGAGAGGAAGCGGUGGGUGGUCGUCGGCGGAGCCCCCCCCCGCCCCCAAUGUCGGCCUUUAUCUGUCGGGAGAGGAGGAGAAGACAUCCGUGAGGAGGCGAAGAGGAAAUACUUUCCCUUUAAAGCAGAAAGGCACAAGACGGGAUCUUAAAAAAAGGGAAGAACGGCGAGGGAGGGAGGGACACGGUUUGAAAAAAGAGAAAGAUGUCAGCACGGCCAUUCAACCAGCGAGGCGGAGUCAUGGAUCGCGGCCGACCCGGAGCUUCCUAGUCGGUGGACGAGGUGUACGCGAGGCCGAGGAUUGGAGCCCGCGCCGAGGCCUUCCCGGAGCUAUCGCUAAUAAAUGUCCGCCGGUGAUCGUAGCUGCUUUCCAUCACAUUCCUCCUCUCUCGGGGUUAGUUUGGGCUUUGUGUCUGGGAUACCCAAUACCCAAUACCCAAUCACCUUGCAUUUUGCUCAAGUCGGAGUGGAGCUGGAGCAGAAAGAAUGAUUGAAAGAAUGGACACCCGGCAGAGACAUCCAUAGGAAGGCUCCACUCCUAACAUUUGCAACGUCUUCAGCAAACUAGAAGAAUCCAGUAGUCUGCAGUAGUAGUACUAGUCAUAGUAUUGGCUGUAGUAGUAUUUGUGGCUCCUUGGCUGAGUGAGGCUGCAGCAUGGACACGUCAUGGAGUAAUUUCCUCUUUCAGACGCCGGCCACUCCAGGCCAGCAGGAGGCGCCACUGCAGGCGGAGCUUCUGCCCGAGCUCAGCGGCGAGGCCGAGGCGAGUCCUUUGGCGGACCACAUGAGCACGCCGCCGUCCACCGUGGACACCGCCGCCCUGAACGAGGAGCCGCUUCCUGUCAAAGCGCCGGCCAAAGCCACGCGGCCCGCCCACGUCUGCGCCACCUGCAGCAAGGAGUUCAAGAACAGCUACAACCUGCGGCGCCACCAGUCCGUCCACACGGGCGUCAAGAUGAAGGACCGCGCCCGGGACAAGGAGGAGGGGGGCAGGGCGGUCCAGAAGCAGACGGUCCCUCUGUCCCUCCUGCAGCUCACCCUGCCACCGCAGCUGCCGCCCCCCCUGCCCGCGCCCGCCGCCCCCGACUCCCUGCCCCUGGCCGUGCCCCUGCCCCUGCCCCAGCCCGGCCAGUCCGUGUCCAUCGCCCCGGUGGGCGUGAGCGUAGCUGUGGCCCCUCAGCCCAUCCAGGCGGCUGUGGUGGUGGUGGGCUCUGUGGAGCAGAACCCCAACCCCGGCCCCAACCCCAAUGCCAACCAGGUGCGCAAGAACCACGCGUGCGAGGCCUGCGGGAAAGCCUUCCGAGACGUGUACCACCUGAACCGCCACCGCCUGUCCCACUCGGACGAGAAGCCGUACUCCUGUCCCGUCUGCCAGCAGCGCUUCAAGAGGAAAGACAGGAUGAGCUACCAUGUGCGCUCGCACCAGGGGGGCGUGGAGAAACCCUACGUCUGCCCUCACUGCGCCAAGGCCUUCUCCCGGCCGGACCACCUCAACAGUCACGUGCGGCAGGUUCACUCCACCGAGAGGCCAUUCAAGUGCACGACGUGCACGUCGGCGUUCGCCACACGGGAUCGUCUCCGAGCUCAUUUGAUUCGCCACGAGGAGAAGGUCCCGUGUCACAUCUGCGGGAAGCUCCUGUCGGCCGCCUACAUCAGCGACCACAUGAGAGUCCACAACCAAUCACAGCACCACUCCUGCCACCUGUGCAACCGCAGCUUCACCACGCUCACCUACCUGCGCGUGCACGCUCAGAAGCACCACGGUCAGGAGUGGAAGGAGAGCGGCGGCGCACGCGGCGGCUUCGGUGGGGCGGGUCCCGGCGGCGUGCUGCUGUGCCAGCUGUGUGGCGUGCAGUGCAAGACCACCACGCAGCUGCAGGGCCACAUGGGCACCCACGCCAACCAGGUGGACCCCGAGCCGGCGGGCGCAGACGGUGCCGUGGCCGUGUCAGCCGGGGCGGUGGGUCUGAUGGUGACUGACUGCUCCGGCAUCGCCCCCCAGGCGCACAGUUAGCACGUUACCACGUGCGAGACGUUCCAUCGGGAUGACGUCAUGACGACAUCGUCAACGUGUGACGAUGGCGUCAUGUCGACUGAAGACAUUUGUCUCUCUUGAGGAAGAGCGUGCCGGUCUUCAUCAUUGAUGUUAGCAUGUGUACAUAUGUGUUAGCAUGUGUAAAUAGACUUUUUCAACAUUGAA